CCCUGGCCCAAGUAGCUUGGGGACAGGACAGCAGUGGGGACACAGGGACAGGCACCGAGGACAGAGGUGCCCACCUGUCAAAAUGCCCAUCCUGAAGAGUCUAGGGGUGGCAGACUCUAAGGUGCCCCGGGCAGGGACCCUGCCCUUGAGGUCCUCGCGGAACCCCUUUGAGGAAAUUCCAGGGCUGGAAGAAGAAGCUGGGGAGCUGGGGACUCUGCCCAAUGGAACAUCUUGUCACCGCCGUGCCACCCUGGAGAAGCUGGCAGGCCUGUCCCCCUUCCGACUGGGCUGGGCCCCAGGCCGACGGGCAGUCAGUCCCGGCGAUGGGCCGUCCCGCUCUUUCCUGGGCCGUGUGCUGGCCCCUGGGCUACGAAGGAGCUCAGCAGACUUUGGCCUCCUGGCCCGGCUGCAGGGGACACGGGCCCACGGUGAUGAGGAGGCGACCGGGGAGGCCGCGCGGAGACUGGCUUUCCUGCGCCUGGGGCGCGGGCCCAAGCCUCGGCGAGCAUCCCUGGCCGAGAGGGUGGUCCCAGCGGGGGAAGCUGCUCCUGAGCCCCCACCCAAGGCCCCAGAGCCCCCAAAGAUGAAGGAGCCGUUGUCAGUGCUGGAGAUCCUGAGCCUGAUCCAGCAGCGCGAGCUGGCGCGAGCCGACGAGCACAUCUUGGAGCUGGAGGCGGAGGAGCUGGCGUCGUCGGGGGGCGGCGCGCCGGGGCCGCCGGUGGCAGAGGGCGCGAGCGGAGGCCGCCGGGCACGGGACGUGGCCCUGCUGUACGAGGCCCUGCAGCGCGAGCUCUGGGCGCUGGUGCGCGAGACGCUGGCGGGACCCGGGCCGGGCGCCGGCGCGGGCGCGGGCGCAGUGGCGCAGCUGGGCCAGGUGCUGGUGCAGGAGGAGGCGGCCGACGGGCGCCGGGGGCCCGGGGCGGCCCGCAAGCUGCGCGCCCGCUGGGCGGAGGCGGUGGCCCGCGCGGCGCGAGAGCGCCUGGAGGCGGCGGCGCCCGGGGCGCCCGGGGGCCUGGCCGGGCAGCUGGAGGCUCUGCGGGCGCGGCUGCUGGAGGACAUGGCCGUGGUGCGCGGCCGCCUGGCACCCGCCUACCCCGCCGGCUUGGGCGCUUUCGGCGUCUACCUGCGCGGCUACCACGGCGCGCUGGCAGAGUGGCUGGGGACCUCGGCCCGCCGGAGGCUGCCGCUGGCAGACCGCUACGCGCUGCUGCACUGGCACAAUCAGGUGUAUCCCAGGGAGGUCCUAGGGCUGGUGGACAUGGUCGCCCUGGAGAACGGGGAGCUGGGGCCCCUUCUCUCUCCUGGCACCCUUCGGGGUUUGGAGGAUGAAUGUGUCACAGAUGUCAAGGCUCAGACGCGGGCAGCCCUUCUUCGUGUGCUGCAGGAAGAUGAAGAGCACUGGGCAGACGUGGAGGACUGGUCCAGCAGCCUGGCCCAGGAUGUGUGUGAGCUGCUGGAAGAGCACACCGAGCGAGCGCCCCGCAUCAGCCAGGAAUUUGGGGAGCGCAUGGCACACUGCUGCCUUGGGGGGCUAGCAGAGUUCCUGCAGAGUUUCCAACAGCGAGUGGAGAGAUUCCAUGAGAACCCUGGAAUUCGGGAGCUGCCAUCUGACACCUACAUCAGCAGGACUAUCUCCCUGGUCAACUGUGGGCCCCCCCUGAGGGCUCUGGCCGAGCGCCUGGCCAGGGUGGGGCCCCCUGAAAGCGAGCCGGCCCGGGAAGCCUCUGCCAGCUCUCUGGACCGCGUGACCAGGCUCUGCCACCGUGUUCUGGCUGACAUGCUGUUCCAGGAGCUGCAGCCAUACUUCGACAAGCUGAUGCGCCGGAAGUGGCUGAGCAGCCCGGAGGCCCUGGAUGGCAUCGUGGGCACGCUGGGUGCUCAGGCCCUGGCACUGCGCAGGAUGCAGGAUGAGCCCUACCAGGCGCUGGUGGCAGAGCUGCACCGGCGGGCGCUGGUGGAGUACGUGCGGCCGCUGCUCCGCGGGCGCCUGCACUGCCGCUCCGCGCGGACCCGCAGCCGCAUGGCCGGGAGGCUCCGGGAGGACGCGGCGCAGUUACAGCGGCUGUUCAGGCGGCUGGAGUCCCAGGCCUCGUGGCUGGACGCCGUGGUGCCGCAUCUGGCUGAAGUCUUGCAGCUGGAAGACACGCCCAGCAUCCAGGUGGAGGUGGGGGUGCUGGUGCGCGACUAUCCGGACAUCAGGCGGAAGCAUGUGGCGGCCCUCCUCGAUGUCCGCGGACUGCACAACACCGCCACGCGCCAGGAGAUCCUGGCUGUGGCCCGGGACCUGGAACUCUCCGAGGGUGGAGCCCUGUCGCCCCCUCGGGACCGCGCCUUCUUCUCUGACAUCCCUGUGCCCCGCCCUUCUUUCUGCCUCAGCCUCCCCCUCUUUGUGGGGCGCCUCCCCCUGUCCCGGCUGGCCAGGCCCAGCUUGGCCUGUCUGCCCCUGCGGCCUCGGCCUCUGUCUCCAUCCAGGCCCCGGGCCCAGCGCUGAGGCUCUCCCAGCCGAGGUCCUCGGUGCUCCCGACUUUGCUGCUGAGACUCCAUCCUCCUCCCGUGCCACUGCCCAAGACCCCCUGCCUGGGAGCUGGAGCCCUGGGAUGGAAAGAGCCUUUGAGUUCCUCUUGGCCAGCCCCAAACUCUCCCUAGAGAGGGGCAGCAGAGACCAGAGAGAGCAAAGACCUUCCCAAGGCCAAGGAGCCAGUCGGCAGCACGCCCCUCCCCCGCAGCCCAGCGUGGUGGGUGGCGUUCUGGAAGGCUCUACAAAAAUAUCCCAGCCCCCCCUUCCCCUCACCUCAAGGUCUGGCCCAAGUCCAACAUAUUAAGGAAUGUUCGAUACUUAGAAUAAAGAGGUUUCUAUUUAACACUAGGAAGGGCUGAGUCCUGAGUGUGGGGGAGGAAGGACCCGGGGCAGGGCCCAGGGCCAAGGCUGCUCACCCGCCCAAGGCCAGGCUGGGGUCCAACUCUCAAGCAGGGCAGUGGAGGCUGUGGGAGGCUGCCCAGGGUCAGCAGCUACCAGCCACCGGUUUACUGCAAGUCCCUGGGCUGUGUGGCUCUGAGGCAGGCCCUUGGCCACUCUGAGCAGGGACCAUCAUCCCGUCAAUUCAAAAGAACCCGUCCUUCUUUUCUGGUCCUGGUGGUUCCUCCUUGGCAUGGCCUCCCCACCCAUCCAUCCUCAGUCGGGAAACCACGUCAAGAGAGGAAGGAGGUUGGGGGUAGGGCCAGCGGCAUCCAGGGCGCCCUCCUGGGUUGAUGCAGGAAAAUGUCAGGGUGGGAAAAUUUCCAGCCUCUUACCCCCAGCCCCACCGGAUCCUGGUCCCUACAGAGACCUUGAGGUCACCUCCCUGCUGACCCCUGACUCUCCGGCCUAAGAUGGACAGCACAUGAUGGAUGCUUCCUGGCCUGAGUUGUUUUAUUUUUUUCUUCCCUGAGAAGUCAGAAAGAGGAGGCAGCCAGGGGUCAGCGCUGGGGCUGGGGUUGGAACCUCACGCACGUUUGAACUCUGGGAAGUGGAGACUUAGACUCUCGGAGCCUCCUGGCUGUGUAGCUGUGGGCAGGAAGCUGCCCGUCUCUGGCCGCUGGUUCCUGUCUCUCCCUGGGACUCAUUUAAACUGUCUUUGCCCAGGCUGAGGUGAGACAUCCAGAUGAUCUACCCGCCUCACUUCAUCCCUCAAAGUGACACUUUUGUGGGGGUGCAUGGGCUGUUGAACCCAGAGCCUUGUGAAUGCUAGGCAAGGGCUGUGCCACUGAGAGACAUCGCCAGUCCUUUCUAACAUUUUGCUUUGAGACAGAGUCUCACUGAGUUGCCCAGGCCGGCCUUGAACGUGAGAUCCUCCUGCCUCAGCCUCCGGAGGAGCUGAGAUUAGAGGCGCGGGCGCCACUGCCUGGCUUCCAUUCCUCCGUUACUCUGCAUGCGCCUCUGUCAGCAAGUGUUUCUAAGUGUCGUUUCUGCCUCUUUAUUACCCCUUGCUACUGGGGACUGAACUUACCACUGAGCUACAUCCCCCGCCCUCUUUACUUUAAAAUUUUGAGACAGGGUCUGGCUCAGUUGCCCAGGCUGGCCUGGUAUGCGGGGACCUCUGCCUCAGCCUCCUCAGCAGCCGGUGUCAGGUGGACAUCCCUGCGUCUGCUAAUGUUUCGUUUCUUUUUAUUGCUGAAUGUAUUCCACAGUAGGGAUGGUCCCUGUCUAUUUGUGUCGGUGUUUAGACCUUUAGGUUGUCUCUACUUUGGGGCUGUGAUGAACAGAGUCCUCUGUGUUUUCUAGUUUGCAAACAUUUUCUUGCCCUCGCUCCAAGUUCUUCCUUCUGUGAGACGGUGUCAGAGGUCCUAACAGCGGCCUUCAGGGAACACGUGCCAAGUACCGUGCUCACGUGGAUUCCCUCGGGGUCCUCUCAACAAACUUGCAGACUUGGAGGCGGGAAGAAAUGCAGCCAGUCGCCCACCCAAGGAGAGCCAGGACUCCACUUUUAUCCCCCAGGCCCCUAGAGCAGCUACCCUCCAUGCGCAGAGAGGGCUGGAGAGGAGGUCCUGUGUGUAAGGCAUUUAGCGCCGCUCUUGACCCAUGGAAAGCACUAGAAAUCACAAUUAGUCACGUGGACUCGGAGGUGCGUUCGACUCCUGCCUCAGCCCUUCUCUGCUGUGGGGCUGGGUGGUGCUGCUCUGGUUGCCAGCUUCCUGUUGUAUACCAGGCACUCACCGAGUGGGUCCCAAGUGCCACGUGUGUCAUGGCGCUGUCCCCUGGCCUUGGGAGCAGAGGCUUUUCCUGGGAGGAAGCAGGCUCAGAAGGUUAGGGUCUGCUGGGGACUCAGUAUCAGGCAGAGGCUGGGAUUCAAACCUCGGUCCCAACCCUCAGAUGGACUGAGACUGGCUGCCCCUGUCUACUGAGCCUCACCGUGUGCCGGGCCCAGUACAUGCCCAGUGGUGCUCAAAGUGGCAGCAACCUGAAUGGCCAUCAGCUGCCCCCGGGUAAAUAAAAUGCAGUGCAGCCACACAGGACAACGUGGCUUAACAAUAAAAAAGGGUGAACUGCUGAUCCUCCGGGGCCCAGGGCCUUUCUGAUGAGAUGUGGACCCAGGCCCAUCAUUUUCCAUGGGAACACCUGCUUCAGACCACCUGUCAAAGCCUCUGGCUGGUUGGAAGGGCCUGUCCACAUGGUGGGCGAAGGGGCCGGGCAGUGCCCACCUACCAGCCCCUGUAAGACCCUUAACCAGCACCCCAGAGCCAAACAGGGCACCUGCAUCUGCGGAAGGGAGAGGAUGUGGGGGUCCCGCCUGCCAUCACUGAGCCUGAAUCCCUGGGGUCUUCUGCACAUUCCACCCUCCACCCAAGAACCCAAAUGUCUGCUGGGCCCCAAAUCUAACCUGUCUCCCCAGUCUACCCUCGGAGGCCCACGUCCUCCUGAGGUGCCACCCCCAUGAAGUUCAUCUUCUCUCUUGACACCUGAUCCCUUGUUUGGAAACCCUCCUGUCUCUCAGGUCCCCACUCCUCUCUCUGAGCCUCCCUGCCUCCCUCUGUCUUGGAGGUCCUGCUCCCUCUUUGGUCCUCCAAGCUACAUUGCCAGCCCUGUUCAUAUUCUUAAUGUCACUGAACU
Sciurus carolinensis (gray squirrel) is the source of this 5587-nucleotide messenger RNA. It is a transcript of the gene Exoc3l2, whose product is annotated as exocyst complex component 3 like 2. Gene Ontology annotation, biological process: exocyst localization; exocytosis. Lineage: Eukaryota; Metazoa; Chordata; Mammalia; Rodentia; Sciuridae. Gene Ontology annotation, cellular component: exocyst. Gene Ontology annotation, molecular function: SNARE binding. The coding region runs from base 83 to 2491 and encodes 802 amino acids. The transcript is spliced from 12 exons. The record is from RefSeq and is a predicted model, not a curated record.